UUCGCACCAAUUAUCAACUAUCAAAGCUUUCUGCGAGCAGCACGACUACUCCGCAGUACGCACGCACAACAAUGGCGUCAACGACGAUGGCGAUGACGAUGACGAUGACGUCAUCAAUGCCUCGGCCGUUCCAACGCCUCCCACCAACUUCGAGAAUUAUUACAAUCGCGAGCUUCCGUGGUUAUAUCCUCGCUCUCGACAGCUCCAGGAGAAUCGAGUUUUGUUACGGGCAGAACGCAUAUCAUAGGCAAUCAAGUUCUUUGUCUGCCGGAGGUCUCAGAUACUUGUCCAAACCCAUAUGUGCAAGUGGUGGCUCUGGUUUAGAGGCAGUGAUUACAGAUCCGAAGGACAAUGCAGUAACUUUGAAAAAUGCCAAGAUUGUUGUAGAGUCCCAGACAGAAGGUCAGAUGCAACUGAGAGUGGAUCUGACUGGCGAUGAGACACAAAGAGUAUUUGAUCAGGUUUUGGCUAAUCUUGCUCGAACAGCACCACCAGUUCCAGGUUUUCGUCGGCAGAAAGGCGGAAAAACAUCAAAGGUUCCCAGGGAUUUUCUCUUACAGAUACUUGGUGAAGACCGCGUCACCAAGUUUGUGAUCCAAGAAAUAGUUACUUCAACAAUGGCUGAUUAUGUCAAAAGGGAGAACCUAGCUGUGAAAGAAAACAAGAUCAGCACAACCCAGACAGCAGAAGAACUCAAAUCAGCAUUUGCUCCUGGUAAAAAUUUCGGAUUCAAUGCUGUAGUGGAACUUGAAAGUCCAGAAGUUGAGACAUCAAGUUCAACCUCUGAUGACUUGUAAAAUUUUUAUUCUAUAUUAAGUAAAAAGGGAGAUACACAGUAAGUUCUGUUUAUCGUAUUAGUUUAUUCCUUUGUCACAAUUUUUUGCCAAAUCGAAGUUAUUAUUGCUUGGUAUAUUUGUUACGUUCUUUC
Molecule: messenger RNA, 928 nt
Organism: Eucalyptus grandis
Lineage: Eukaryota; Viridiplantae; Streptophyta; Magnoliopsida; Myrtales; Myrtaceae
Exons: 8
Coding region: 72-797 (241 amino acids)
Biological process (GO): protein unfolding; 'de novo' cotranslational protein folding; protein transport
Molecular function (GO): protein folding chaperone; peptidyl-prolyl cis-trans isomerase activity; ribosome binding
Source: RefSeq, a predicted model, not a curated record